Colletotrichum godetiae is the source of this 983-nucleotide messenger RNA. Its product is annotated as ubiquitin-conjugating enzyme. The record is from RefSeq and is a predicted model, not a curated record. Lineage: Eukaryota; Fungi; Ascomycota; Sordariomycetes; Glomerellales; Glomerellaceae. Bases 129 to 929 code for a protein of 266 amino acids. The transcript is spliced from 3 exons.
UUCUUCUCUUCGCUCUCUCGAUAGGCCGGCCAUCUGCCACCACGCACUGAUCGUGUUCCCCAUUACGUCGUUCGCCGCCCACCGUCGAUCCGGAUACCACAGGGUUUCGUCGGCGAUCCUCAACAGCCAUGGCCGCCAGCAGAGCAGCACAAAAGAGGUUGACGCGCGAAUACAAGACCAUCGCCGAGAACCCACCACCAUACAUUGAGGCGCACCCUUCCGAAUCCAAUAUCCUCGAGUGGCAUUAUAUUAUCACCGGUCCCGAAAACACACCGUACCAUGGCGGCCAGUACUGGGGAACUCUCGUCUUCCCCCCAAACUACCCCUUCGCGCCGCCGGCCAUCCGAAUGCACACUCCUUCCGGUCGCUUCCAGCCAUCUACCCGCCUCUGCCUCUCCAUAUCCGAUUUCCACCCCAAGUCCUUCAACCCUGCCUGGGAGGUAUCCACCAUCCUGAUAGGCUUGCUUUCUUUCAUGACCAGCGAGGAAAUGACUACUGGUUCCGUAUCCAGCACUGAGGUCGAGAGAAAGAUGCUGGCAGCACGGACAAAAUGGUGGAACUCGACCGGCGGAGGAUCCAACGCAAAGGCGAAUGUGGCACAAAAGGGCAACGUCAAGGCCGGUGACGGUGGCGCUAAGUUCCGAUCCGAAUGGCCCGACGUCGACAAGGCCAACUGGGAGUGGAUGAAGGAAACCAAAAUCGACCUGGCGACAGGUAGCAGGACGGGAGCGGCAGCAGGGGCCUCCUGUGGGCCCCAACUUGGCAUCGGGAAUGGCAGCGGUCAUCAGGCUCAGGCUGUCGUCGAUGCUGUCGUGCAACAACGAGAUGCCGGCCGCGGUUGGCUGAACCAGAACAAACUUCUCGUCGCUGGCGGUGUCGUAUUCUUCUACGUACUGCUUGCGAGAGUCUUGGGUGCGAGCGACAACUAAAGCGAUCCCAAGGGAACGAUUUCUGGCUGGAUAUAACCGUUACGUCUCGAGAAG